AUGACGGACAAAAAGCGUGCACGCAUCGUUUUGGGAUGUGCAACAAUGGGCCCAGCUGGUACGAAUCUUGCGAGAGUUACGACUGUAGACGAGAUACGAGCGAUGUUCAAGAUGUUUCAAUCGUAUGGUUAUACAGAACUCGACACUGCACGAUUAUAUAACAAUGGUAAACAAGAAGCUUUUACACGAGAAACAGGUGUGCUUGAUGAAGGUGGAUUUACCAUCGCAACAAAAGUAUAUCCAACAGAAGCGGGUAUGCAUAAACCAGCGAAACUACGGGAGUUAUUCGAAACAAGUCUACAAGAAUUAGGACAAGAGUCGGUGGAAAUAUUCUAUCUUCAUGCACCUGAUCGAAGUGUACCAUUCGAAGAGACUCUUGAAGAAGUGAAUAAGUUUCAUCAAGAAGGUAAAUUCAAAAUCUUUGGAUUGAGUAAUUAUGCCGCUUGGGAAGUGGCGAAAAUUGCACAGAUUUGCAUUUGUAAUCAAUGGGUUCGACCAACAGUUUAUCAAGCUAUGUACAAUGUGUUAACACGUGCUCUGGAAGAAGAACUUGUACCUUGUUGUCGACACUUUGGAAUCAAUAUACUUGCUUAUAAUCCAUUAGCUGGUGGUAUUCUUUCUGGACGAUAUAAGUCAACAUUGACAGCCCCCGAAGAAGGUCGAUUUGCUGAUGUCGAAGGUAAUACUGCCGCGAAAAUGUAUCGCGAUCGAUAUUUUCAUGAUGCUUAUCUCAGCGCUGUUGAUCAUAUAACGCCCACCUUGGAAAAGUAUGAUCUUACGCUUAUAGAAGCAGCAUUUCGGUGGCUUUUACAUCAUUCAAAGUUAAAUGUAUUCGAUGGCGAUGGAAUUGUCAUCGGAGCAAGUAGUAUACAGCAAUUAGAAUCGAAUUUAAAAGAUUUACAGAAAGAACCAUUGCCCGAUGAAGUCGUUCAAGUCUUGGAUGAAGCAUGGGAGACGACUCGUAGCGUUGCCAAAACAUAUUGGAGAUAG
Adineta ricciae is the source of this 990-nucleotide messenger RNA. Lineage: Eukaryota; Metazoa; Rotifera; Eurotatoria; Adinetida; Adinetidae. The record is from the annotation of a GenBank genome assembly.